Molecule: messenger RNA, 2768 nt
Organism: Stegastes partitus (bicolor damselfish)
Lineage: Eukaryota; Metazoa; Chordata; Actinopteri; Pomacentridae
Gene: nt5c3a
Product: 5'-nucleotidase, cytosolic IIIA
Exons: 8
Coding region: 69-1064 (331 amino acids)
Cellular component (GO): cytoplasm
Molecular function (GO): magnesium ion binding; 5'-nucleotidase activity
Source: RefSeq, a predicted model, not a curated record
CUGCAGACAGGAGGAAGGACGGGACUCUCCGGGCGGCGGGCUGGUCGGAGGCGAAGCGGCGGACCGUCAUGGACAGGACGGCUGUGGUGAAGGUCGGGGCCGCGGCCAGCGCCAGCGUCUGCGCUCUGUUCGGCGGCGUGGUUCUGGCCCAGUACAUUGUCGCCAAGAAGAAGCGAGCGGGCAAGAAAACCAGAAUCAUAGAAAUGAUGCCUCAGUUUGAGAAAACGACGGUCCACAUGAGGGACCCUGAGAGAGUGGAGCAGAUCAUCUGUGGCCUCAUCAAAGGAGGAGCUUCCAAACUACAGAUCAUCACAGACUUUGACAUGACGUUAAGCAAAUUCGCCGUCAACGGCAAACGCUGCCCAACAUGUCACAAUAUCAUUGAUAACUGCAAACUGGUAACAGAGGAGUGCAGGCAGAAGCUGCUGCAGCUGAAGAAUAAAUACUAUCCCAUUGAGAUUGACCCUCAUCUCACCAUGGAGGAGAAAUAUCCGUUCAUGGUGGAGUGGUAUUUCAAGUCCCACACACUACUUGUGGAGCAGCGGCUAGAGAAAGACAAGCUGCCAGAGGUGGUGAGAGAGUCUGAUGCUGCACUCAGAGAAGGCUUUGAGCAGUUCUUUGACCGCCUGCAGCAGCACAACGUGCCUGUCUUCAUUUUCUCCGCUGGCCUGGGCGACAUCCUGGAAGAAAUCAUCCGCCAGGCUGGAGUCUACCACCCCAACGUCAAGGUUGUCUCCAACUUCAUGGACUUCGAUGAGAACGGCGUCCUGAAGGGAUUCAAAGGUGAGCUGAUCCACGUGUACAACAAACACGACGGCGCCCUGCGGAACACGGAGUACUUCAAGCAGCUGAGGGAAUACUGCAACAUCAUCCUGAUGGGCGACUCGCUGGGGGACCUCAGCAUGGCCGACGGCGUGCCCAACGUGGAGAACAUGCUCAAGAUCGGCUUCCUCAAUGACAAGGUGGAAGAGCGUCUUGACAAAUACAUGGACUCUUAUGACAUCGUUCUCGUGAAAGACGAGACUCUGGAAGUGCCCAAUGCCAUCCUCCAGAAGGUUCUAUAACUCCACCCUCCAGCUCCCCCCCAACUCCCCACCCCUCCCAGUCCACUCCUCUUCUACCACCAACCCCUCCACUCUCUCUGGAUCUGACCAGAGAUAUCCUGUGAUUUCCCCCCCAACCCGCCAACCCAUCCACCCCAUCCUCCUAACAGCCUUUUAAAAAGACAUUUUACAUCUCCUGAUCUCCUGAAUGAACUGUUUUAAAAGUCCACACAGCAGCAACAGCCGGUCUCUGGUGUGUUUUGUCUGUUUCAACCAUUUCUUGUAUUUUUUUCCUCUUGAAUCAUUUUAUGAUAAAAGAAUAACCAAAAGUGAGUUUUAAAAAAAAACAUCUCACACUAUGUUUAGAAUUUGCACAUUAUUAUUAUUAUUAUCAUCAUACUUAUUCCUGGGAUUAUUUUUGAUAUGGUAGAAUUUGCAUACCAUCAACCAGGUGCUCGCAGACACACUGUUUUUGUUUUUGAGCUAUCCCAGCAUGCCAGUCAGCUCCCUUAUUUUAAAUGUGUGACUGGGCUUUUAGAUGUCCAUCUGGUCAGUCUUUUAUUGAACACAUAUCUGGAACAGCUAUUGUCCAGCUUAGGGGUUAAUGGAAGUAAUGCAGUACACAGAGGACCUUGGAAAAUGUAAUUCCUGGCAAAAAUUUAAAUGUCUUGCUCGGUGACAGCAGCAGCAACACAAUAGCCACUUACAGUAUUUAUUUUAAUCGUAAAUAAAGAAAAAAAAAAACAUAUUCACAGCAAAAGAGAGAAAAUGCACUUUAAAGUCUGUGUACCGGGAAACCAGAUCCCCCUUUACACGAGCACAUGUGGCAGUAGUUUGGAUUUGUCGAUGUAGAAACACAUUCUUGCACAGAAAAGCCAUGUUUACACACAAGUUUUGGUUUUUUUAUUUUACCCCUUACAUGCUAAUUUGGCUUCAUCUUAAUGCAGAAGAAGAAUCUCUGCAACUCAUGGCGCCAUUUUUAAUUUGAGAUUCUCUGCAUAGUUCAUGAAGUAUUUCCCCGCCCCAGUGUUGAAGGUCAAAGAAGUAUUAAUUAACGUGAAAGUCGACAUCUAGCGACCGUUAACAGAAAUCCCAACAGUGAUAAGCCCCUUACACCAUUACAGGGGAUCCCUUUGGUUUCUCCUGUAAAAUCUAUAUCACAGUAUAACUAAACUCUAGUUUAUUGAACAUCCCGGUAAGCAGAAACACUCUGCUGUGUGCGGCUCCGUAAAACCCAGCACAAGACCCGUUGAAAGUCUAUGUUUAUCACCCUUCUGUGUAUUCUGUGGACAAAAUUGAGCACUACCUCUACAAUAUUCAUCUUUGUGUUUUCGGGAGGUUCAAAACUAAAAUAUCGCUGUCUCUGUCUCCACAUGUUGUGUUGAAUGUUCUCUUUGAAUUUUGUUUGUGUUUUAAAUGUGCUGCUAUCACCUGCAUGUUGCCUUUUCUUAUUGUUAAGUUUAUGUCAAAAAAUGGGAUGCUAAAAAGUGUCUAUAUAAAUAUAUAUAUAUAUCUAUCAAUAAAAUGGGGUAUAAUGUCAUACUGUAUAUGUGGGCGUUAUAUGGAAAUGUAUAUUGUGUCACUGCAUUUGGAGAGAUUUCCAGAAGUUUAGACCGGUGUGUUUUAUUUUUAUAAGCAGAUUGCUUUCUUUGAUGGUGUGAGUAGAAAAUGCAAUAAAAAUUCAUUUUGCGAGGCCAUGAGUGGCUCACAGACUGAACUAUUGUC